Molecule: messenger RNA, 865 nt
Organism: Dendrobium catenatum
Lineage: Eukaryota; Viridiplantae; Streptophyta; Magnoliopsida; Asparagales; Orchidaceae
Product: copper transporter 5.1
Exons: 1
Coding region: 156-575 (139 amino acids)
Biological process (GO): copper ion transmembrane transport; intracellular copper ion homeostasis
Cellular component (GO): plasma membrane
Molecular function (GO): copper ion transmembrane transporter activity
Source: RefSeq, a predicted model, not a curated record
CCACCAGGGGUACCGAUGGUAAACGUCUACCCAUCCUCCUCUGCCCCUCUCGCUCAUUGUAUCUGCCAGUACUUUCUCUCCUCUCCCCCCAAUUCCCGAUCCGCGCUUCCUCUUUUAACCUCUCUAUCGUCCGCCGCUACCCCCCGCCGGCGAAAAUGAUGCACAUGACCUUCUAUUGGGGGAAAACCGUCACGAUCCUCGUAGAUUCGUGGCGCACCGAUUCCUGGAUUUCCUACCUGCUCUCCCUUAUCGCUCUUUUACUCGGAUCUGCCUUCUACCAGUUCCUCGAAGACCGCCGGGUCCGCUUCAAGCUCCUCUCCAAAUCCAAUCACUCUUCUCUCGAGAUUCCCCUCCUCGCUAGCCGCGCCGGCGGUCGAUAUGCGGCAAGGAUUUUCACUGCAGUUCUUUUUGGCGUAAACUCUGCGAUAGGGUAUCUGCUCAUGCUCGCUGUUAUGUCCUUCAAUGGAGGCGUUUUUCUGGCGGUGGUGAUUGGACUAACGUUGGGCUACUAUGCUUUCCGAAGCGGGGCGGAGGAAGAUCUCAUCGCUUUGGAUAAAUCCUGCGCCUGUUCGUGAUCUGAUCAAUAUCAAACUGGUAUUUCAGGGUGGCUAUUUCCCUUUGUGAAAAUUUCUUCCCCUUUUACUUAAUGAUAUAGGUUCUGUGUUGCUGCGGUUUAAUUUGUUAAGGAAUAUAAGAUUGCGGUUUAUCCGUUUAUGUAUUUGUGCGGUGGGGUUUUUAUGAUUUGUGGAUUAGGGAUUUGACGUAAAAAGAUAAAGGCGAGGGAGAACAAAGUUAUUGUAUCGGUAAUGCAUACUGUCUAUGGAUUUGCAACAGAUAAUAAGUUGUUUACUUCAUAUUUACUCUA